AUGGAACAAAGAAUUUUGCUGCAAGUAAUCGGAGAGCCAAUGUCGAUACUGGGACGUGAUCUUGGCGCAGUGUCAUCUUUAAAAAUGUUUCCAUUUAUUGGUGAAAAAUUGCAAGCCCGAUCCAUGUUAGUGCUGUGGAAAGGCUGCAGUGCUCAGAGCAAUCUGUCUGGUGCACGAACGAAUAUUGGAUACGACGAUUUAACCGCAACAGAACGUACAUGA
Plasmopara halstedii is the source of this 222-nucleotide messenger RNA. RefSeq lists its product as uncharacterized. Bases 1 to 222 code for a protein of 73 amino acids. The record is from RefSeq and is a predicted model, not a curated record. Lineage: Eukaryota; Oomycota; Peronosporomycetes; Peronosporales; Peronosporaceae. The transcript is spliced from 2 exons.